Messenger RNA from Acomys russatus (golden spiny mouse), 2296 nucleotides. It is a transcript of the gene Abhd18, whose product is annotated as abhydrolase domain containing 18. Bases 161 to 1558 code for a protein of 465 amino acids. NCBI's taxonomy places the organism in Eukaryota, Metazoa, Chordata, Mammalia, Rodentia, Muridae. The record is from RefSeq and is a predicted model, not a curated record. The transcript has 13 exons.
CAGCGAGCUCGCUGCUUGGUACUUGAGGAGGUUCCGCUCUUGGCUGUCAGAGCCGUGGCCAAAGUCCGGUCCCUGGAUCGCGGAGAGCGGCGGUGCCAGGAGGCUCGGCGGGCUCCCUUUCAGGUGUACGUCCGCGAGCGGCCUAUGCUGUUUAGCACUAAUGGGUGUAAGCAAGUUAGAUAUUCUAUACCGAAGACUUCUCCUCACAAAACUUUUCAUCAGAGGAUGGGGAAGGCCAGAAGAUCUCAAGAGACUCUUUGAAUUCAGAAAGAUGAUUGGAAAUCGAGAAAAGUGUCAAAGCCUGGUUUCAAGAGACUAUCCAGUACACAUUGACAAGGUUGAGGAACAGUCAGAUUGUAAGAUCCUAGAUGGACACUUUGUUUCUCCCAUGGCCCACUAUGUACCUGGUAUCAUGCCAAUUGAGUCUGUUACUGCAAGGUUCCAGUUUAUCGUGCCUAAGGAAUGGAAUGGCAGAUACAGACCUGUGUGCAUUCAUCUGGCUGGAACAGGAGACCAUCAUUACUGGAGGCGUAGAACUCUCAUGGCCCGUCCUAUGAUUAAGGAGGCCAGAAUGGCUUCAUUAUUGCUAGAAAACCCUUAUUAUAUCCUUUUGUGGAAGCCCAAGGACCAAGUAAGAUCCAGCUUAAAAAAUGUCUCUGACCUAUUUGUGAUGGGAGGCGCUCUUAUUCUAGAGUCUGCAGCUCUCUUGCACUGGCUGGAGAGGGAAGGCUACGGACCUCUUGGGAUGACCGGAAUAUCCAUGGGAGGACAUAUGGCCUCCUUAGCAGUGUCCAACUGGCCCAAGCCCAUGCCAUUGAUUCCAUGCCUGUCUUGGUCCACAGCAUCUGGAGUCUUCACUACGGGUGUAUUAAGUAAAUCAAUUAAUUGGCGGGAGCUGGAAAAGCAGUAUUAUACACAGACAGUUUAUGAAGAAGAAAUUAUUCAUAUGCUUGAAUACUGUGGGACAGACUCUUUCAAAAUGGAACAUGAGUUCAUGAAACACUUCCCUAGCCCUGCAGACAAGCUGACUAACCUGAAUCUGGUUUCUAGAACUUUAAAUUUAGAUAUGACAGACCAAGUUGUAUCCCCAAAGCAUGCUGAGUGCCAAAAUUCUGGUAAAACAUCUAUCAGUGCUACUUCAAAAGGUCACCUGCUGCAAGAUGCCACUAAGAUGGAAUGCUUGAAUCAAACACUCGCAACUAACAAAAGUCGUUAUACAAGUCACACCUCUCAGUCAUUUCACCUGCUCAACAGAGAAAAAAGAAGAAGCAGUCUUCAAAAAGAAUCUUUAAUAUUCAUGAAAGGAGUCAUGGAUGAAUGCACCCAUGUAGCAAACUUCUCAGUUCCAGUUGAUCCAAGCCUCAUUAUAGUGGUACAAGCCAAAGAAGAUGCCUAUAUUCCACGAACAGGAGUUCGAAGCCUACAAGAAAUUUGGCCUGGUUGUGAAAUCCGGUACCUAGAAGGGGGUCAUAUCAGUGCUUAUCUUUUUAAACAAGGACUCUUCAGACAAGCCAUCUACGAUGCCUUUGAACGUUUCCUUCAUAAAUAUGCUAACUAAUUGGAUCAAUGUAUUGUAUAACAUCUUAUUUCCUACUAAAAGAGUUUGCCCUAUGGUGAUGUGAAAAACAAGCAGGCAGCACUACAUACAUGAUUGUUGCUAAAUUAGUCUAUAUGCCAGUGUUACGGGUCAGUUACCAACUAUAGAUACAUUUCAAUAAUGUAAAAGCAGUACUUGAAUCAUACCAUCCUAAAGUAUUUGUUACUCUUUUAAAACUCUCAUAUACCUAAUAUGACAUCUGUUGUUACUAUUUAUGGAAACAUUUAUAAUUAUGAAUAAUUUAUUGAUUCAGAAUAAAUAGAAACCCUAUUGGUUUUUAAUAGAAUUGUUGAAAUUAAGACUGUAACAUCACAUGUACUGUAUACCGUUAUGGCAUUUUGCUAUUAACUUGAGUUUUUAAAAAACUGUGUCCAUCCUUUUUGUCUGUGUACUGCCAUAAAAAUACCCAAGAUAUGUAAAUCAAUGUCAUCUUUGAGUUAUGAAAAUAUCCUGACUGCUCAGCUGUAACCCAUUCCAUACUUGUAAUCCCAGCACUUGAGAGAUGGAGGCAGAAGGGCCGGAGUCCAGUCAUUCUCCUUGACAUAGCAAAUUUGACACCAGCCUGAGAUACAUGAGACUGUGUCUCAAAAAUAUGCCUGGUAUGGUAGCUCAUACCUUUAAUCCCAGCAGGUAGGAGGCAGAGGCAGGCAGAUUUCUAUCAAGUUCAAGACCAGUCUGAUCUAUAUAUCAAGUUUUGGG